AGCGCUCAUCCGCUCCACUGAAAACUAUCGAAACACACGGAGCCCGGCUGCGUCCCGGUGGAGAUUUCAUGUGCAGGGGUCCACGAGAGACUUCUUCGCAUCAACUGUCUAAAGAAAUACGUCUCCCCUUGCCCUCACAUUCUCGUGCAGACGAUGGGUGUCCAGUUGCCGCCGGUUAUUUCUGCGCUGAUCCCCUCCCUUCACACUCUCCAACUGCUCCACACACUCAGUGAAGAGGAGUUAGUGGAGGAAUCAGACCCCAGAAAUAGCCCAGGGUGUUGGUUGGGUGGGUGGGCUGACUGCGGACCCCAGCAGGGUCCAAAGGGAGUCAUGUGCACAACCUUGUCCUCACAUAACACAGACAGAGACACAGGAGAGGAUCCAUAAACCCUACACCAGCUGGAGCACAGUGGAUGUACUUGAAGGAGUUUGCUUGCUGUAGUUGGAGGGGAAAGUCAGACUGAGUGUGGGCAUCGCAGACACCGAGUCGCUGGCCUAUCCCGGACCAUGAAGCUUAAUGUGGCGUUGUGUUUUGCGGGGUUCUUCGGGGCGUUGGCAGCUGUGUUCACCCUCCUCUCAUUUGGGACGGAUUACUGGCUGCUGGCCUCAGAGAGCUGCCACCCAAACCCUGACCCUGGAGAUGUUGGUGGUGUGACAGUAGAGCGGGGCGAUGUGGUGGUGCAGGAAGGCACUCCUCGCAUCACUCUGUACCAUGAAGGGUUUUUCUGGAAGUGUUCGUUUGAAGGCAACGCUGAUGAUGACCACCUGAUGUGGAAGCUGUGGUUCACAAAUCAGCCUCACUCCAAAGAGUGCACGCACGCCUACCUCUUCCCAUUCCCAGUGUCUCAUCAGACCCACAAUGCAACAGAGUAUGAUUCGGCCAUCAUCUACAGAGGCUUCUGGAGCAUCUUCAUGCUGAUCGGUGUGGCCGCUGUGUUGCUCGGUGGUUUAUUCAUCAUCUGUGCGGCUCCUUUUGCCAGCCACCGUUUAUAUAAAGCAGGCGGCAGCCUCUUCCUGGCAUCAGGCCUCUUCCUGCUGUGUGUGGUGGUGAUGUACGUGCUGUGGGUGCAGGUGUUGGAUGUGGUGGACCUGUACAUCGUCCACCAGCGGUCCACAGUGUGUCCAGACUUCAAGCUGUCCUUCCACUACGGGCUGUCCUUCAUGUUUGCUCCCGUCGGCAUCUUCUUCUGCCUCCUGGCCGGCCUCCUCUUCCUCCUCAUCGGCCGACCAUCCAGAUCCACUGCCACUGACUUCCCCCAGCAGCAGGUUAGAUGAUCGGACUCAUUGUUUUACCAACAGACCGGACAUUUUCCCUUCCCUUGUCUGCUGUGUAAAUAAAGACUAUUUAUAUGGAAGCUCUGGAUAUAAAUGAUCUGACAGGAUAAAAACAUUGCUACCAUUGUUAAGUUCACACACGCAUAUCUGAAAUGACAAAACAUUUAAUUUAGCUGAUGCUUUUAUCCAAUGCUAUUUACAUUUGGUGCAUUCAAACAUGAAGGUACAUCCCCAAAUAGAAAGUGUGAAAAUAGUUAUAAGGGUUUUGAGUGAAUGCUAAUUAAAAUGAUCAGGAAAAAUGUGGUUAAGUAAAGCAUUUUCUUUAUAAACUGACACAAACACCAUGUUAUACUGUAUAUUAUGCUUUGUAUAGUGUUAAAUAAAGACAAAUUAAAUAAAAGCACACAUUAAAAAGUCUCAUGCUUCUCCAACAAUGAAUAUAAUAACACAACAUGCAGUGCGAUAGACAUAAUGGUUCAAGAAAGUUGCACAGCUGUACAGAAAAAUAUACAACAGUGGAACAGUGUGUAUGUAGAACUCAGUAUGAUCAGUAUUUUAUUUCUAAGUCUUUGCUAUGCCUUGUAUUGUAUCAUGCUGCUGCAACACAAAUACUUCCCGGUUUGGGAUUCAUAAAGUAAUUCUUAUCUUAUUUUAUAAACUCGAAGCCUGUGUUAUAAAAAAAACAACACCAUUUUUUUCGUAUCCAUAACUAGAAAAGGUGUCCUACAGAUCAUGAAGCCCCUAGAGAAAAUGUGAGCUUUGUGAUAUUGCUUAAACAGAAUUGACUAGAUUUGAACACCAGUGGGUUCAUUGAUACGGAGCUCUGCGGCACAGAGACAUAUCACACAUGUGUUUGUAGGAUCAGCGUGUCGUUGGUUUUGGUCUUUUUUUGACAAUAAGAACAAUGUAAAUGCAAUCAGAUCAUGCUGUAACGUCAUUAAAUAUUAUAUUUCACUGAGUGUAACAGCUUUAUCUGCAGCUAUGUACAUAUCCUGAAACUAUGCUGUUAUUUGUUAUAACUUCCGUGGUUUCGAGCUUGAAGUCUGACUUUUUAAGUUUAUUUAACUAUCACAUGUUCAUGUUGUUGAGUUUUUGUCGUCUUUGUUUGUGUGUUGACACAACAUCAUAUCUGUCCAAAUGAAUGUUGUUUUUUUUCCUGUUAUCUGUUUGCCAAUAAAAUGAAGAAGUAAGGCAGA
Molecule: messenger RNA, 2471 nt
Organism: Eleginops maclovinus (Patagonian blennie)
Lineage: Eukaryota; Metazoa; Chordata; Actinopteri; Perciformes; Eleginopidae
Gene: tmem182a
Product: transmembrane protein 182a
Cellular component (GO): membrane
Source: RefSeq, a predicted model, not a curated record